Poecilia latipinna (sailfin molly) is the source of this 2184-nucleotide messenger RNA. Its product is annotated as microtubule-associated protein RP/EB family member 3. Gene Ontology annotation, molecular function: microtubule binding. The coding region runs from base 182 to 961 and encodes 259 amino acids. The record is from RefSeq and is a predicted model, not a curated record. The transcript is spliced from 8 exons. Lineage: Eukaryota; Metazoa; Chordata; Actinopteri; Cyprinodontiformes; Poeciliidae.
GGCGCAUGCGCAGUGCUAGCAGCUUAGGUGGGAGCAGUCGGAUAGCAACGGAAAGCCCAGCAACAGAAACAACGGCACGGCGGAGAAAGGGCACAGCUCUCACCUCAAUCUUUUCUCUUAGGUGGUCAAACCCUGUCUGGUGGUCAAUCAUUAAACACCAACGUAAACUAAGCCCAGGAGGAUGGCGGUGAAUGUCUACUCCACUUCCAUGAAUGUGGACAACCUGAGCCGCCAUGACAUGCUGGCCUGGGUCAACGACUCCCUGCAGCUCACCUACACAAAGAUCGAGCAGCUCUGUUCAGGCGCCGCUUACUGCCAUUUCAUGGACAUGCUGUUUCCGGGCUGCAUAUUGUUGAAAAAGGUCAAGUUCAACGCCAAGCUGGAGCACGAGUACAUUCACAACUUUAAGGUUUUACAGGCUGCGUUCAAGAGGAUGAAUGUGGACAAGAUCAUUCCCGUGGAGAGGUUGGUGAAGGGGAAGUUUCAGGACAACUUUGAGUUCCUCCAGUGGUUCAAGAGGUUUUUCGAUGCCAACUACGACGGGAAAGAGUACGACCCGCUACUGAUGAGGCAGGGCCAGGAGGGAACGCCGCCACCGCCUAACCCAGGCCCCAUGAGAACGUCUCCCACAGCGCCGAAGACUGUCCCCGUCCCCCAGAGACAGAUCAACCCACCAGCCGCCCGCAGAAACAACCCAGUGACCCGCAAUGGGGGAGACGCAGAACUCAUAGAGCUAAACCAGCAGAUAAUGGACAUGAAGCUGACCAUCGACGGGCUGGAGAAGGAGAGAGACUUCUACUUCGGCAAACUGAGAGAUAUUGAGCUCAUCUGUCAGGAAAAUGAAAACGACAACAACCCGGUUCUCGGCAAAAUCAUCGACAUCCUGUACGCUACAGAGGAAGGAUUCGCGCCUCCAGAAGACGAAGAAAUCGAUGAAGGACGAGAUCAGCAGGAGUUCUGAAAUCUUCCCCUUUUUUUCCCGCCUCCAUCACCUGUCAUACUUUAAUCAGACCAUCAAGUCUUUUUUUGCCUGGUUUUAUCCCCAUAAGUUCAUUCUUAAACUCUCUGACUUCCUCCAUCUCAUUCACGGCUUCACAUGUCCAUGACGACUUUGUUGGACCGGCUUGCUUCCCCCAGACUUUGACUUGCAAAGGACGCUCACCCAGAUGCGUCUGGACCGGCCCGGCUCGGCUCGACUGACUAGCUCUAACCUGCUUCCAGAGGGCAGCCGCCCGGCACGGUGAGUCACGUUCAGAGUCACAACGGGAUUUUAAAGCUGGCCGCGCUUUCCAGGAGACAAGCCGCUUCCUUUGCACCGAGAGUUCAUACAUGAAACACUACCAAGUUUUACUAGCAAUGUGAUUGUUUUCUUUUCGAGCUGAGAUUAUCGAAAAAAGGCCUGCAAAAUGGAAAUAUUUUGAUUACAUGAUGACAAGUGAAAGAUUAGACAUAUCAGACUCUGAACAGCACACAUGUACAUGCUUCAAGCGACUCAUCGCCCUGAGGGAAAACAUCGGGUUCAUCAUGAAACUGCUCUGACGGCUCGUUAGGUGACCACCCCAUGGUGUAUUUAUGUUUCUAUUUAUUUAUCUUUGUUAAUCUGCUCUGUACAGUUUCUGAAAAAAACAAACAAUGGUUUGGAUUUGGGGAGAUUGAAGGUCUUGCACUAAAUGUAGCGAAACACGCCGAGCGACAUGAUCCAAAAUGCCAACAUGCAGUGACUGGCUGCUGCCAGAAAGACACAGGAAGAUGCAAUUUUAUAUUUUGUAGAUUUGUUCUAAAGGAGUAUGUUUUUUUUCUUCUUUUUUUAAUUUGCAUUGAAUUCCUCAGUGGCCAAGUCAAAGGCGUCUUUUUAUUUAUCAAACAAAUAUCAGGCUAUAAAUCUAUGAAUGAACAAACACUGCAGACCAACACUACUAAAUACUAAUGUUUGACUGUGUUUAUUUAGUUAAACAUGUUAGCUGCUACCAUUAUUCCUCUGUUGCCGCAUUUGAGUUUUCACAUGUUGCAAAGCGUCGAAACGCCAACAUGGCUGUCGAGGACAGCAGAGGUUUGGUUUGUUGUGAUGAAUAACCAGGUUGAGCAGCCGGAGAGGAGAGCCUCUCACCACGGCGGCCGGGUGACCAACCUGCAUCAUUUGGAUUUACUGCUGGAAUGAAAUAAAGCUCUGAGGUUUCAAGAAAA